This is a messenger RNA of Nomascus leucogenys (northern white-cheeked gibbon), 147 nucleotides long. Its product is annotated as keratin associated protein 22-1. NCBI's taxonomy places the organism in Eukaryota, Metazoa, Chordata, Mammalia, Primates, Hylobatidae. The record is from RefSeq and is a predicted model, not a curated record.
AUGAGCUUUGAUAACAACUACCAUAGUGGCCAGGGCUAUGCCAAAGGAGGCCUGGGCUGCAGCUAUGGCUGUGGUCAUAGUGGCUAUGGCUAUGCCUGCUACUGCCCAUAGUGUUAUGAAAGAUCUUGGUUUUCUGGCUGCUUCUGA